Histoplasma mississippiense is the source of this 660-nucleotide messenger RNA. RefSeq lists its product with no specific name. Bases 1 to 660 code for a protein of 219 amino acids. The transcript has 2 exons. NCBI's taxonomy places the organism in Eukaryota, Fungi, Ascomycota, Eurotiomycetes, Onygenales, Ajellomycetaceae. The record is from RefSeq and is a predicted model, not a curated record.
AUGGUCUCCGAUCACAACCCAAGUGUCCGAUCUUUAGACUCCGCGCCAGACUAUGUUGAAUAUCUACUAUCCAGAGACGCUUCCACAACCACGCUGAUUCAACUGUACACCUCCAUUGUGUCAACUGCACCAGGAGCUGAACAGCCAUCUUCACCACAAAAUGGCCACCAUGGGGACAGCCAUAAAUGCUCUCAUCGCCGUCUGUUCAAUACCAUAGGGUCGAUUGCCCGCGCCAAAAGACUCACGUUAGCAUUUUGCCCGAGUCUUGAGCAUUUUCGUGCUCAUAUAUCUGUUUUCCGAUGUCCGCAGCUUCUGUUACCUCAGCAAGAAUGCAGUCAUCUCUCAUACCGAAAGAGACCUGUGCUGGCUGUCCUUGGUCUCGUUUCACUCCAUUACGAUACAAGUCAGUUCUCUGCACAGGGCAUUGCGAAGAACCUUGCGCUCGCUGUUGAGAUUGCCGCUAGGGAAAAGGUUGAUUUGAGCUUGUGCGAGUGCGUUGCUGUUGGCCGUGAAGGUGCCAGUGGUAGCAGCCUGUGGGAUGCUGAUGUACCUCUGCUAAGUGGACAAACACUGGCGACCGGGACUGGGGGAAAUAAUGUUGAUUUGGGGCGGACUGUGAAAGUGAAACAGGUUGCGAAAAGGUGGUUUUACUUUGUUUGA